Messenger RNA from Salvia hispanica, 3403 nucleotides. NCBI's taxonomy places the organism in Eukaryota, Viridiplantae, Streptophyta, Magnoliopsida, Lamiales, Lamiaceae. The record is from RefSeq and is a predicted model, not a curated record.
AAAUGGAAAGGUUUGUAUUUAUCCCUCAAAAACUAGAACCUACGAGAUUCUUCUCUUGGCACACACUUUUACACCUCAUACACACACUCACCGUGAUACAUAUAUUGAUACACACACACACCCUAUGGGGGAGAUACGCAGUCCCUCCGCCGGCAGCAUUGCGCCUCCGGCAACCUUUGUUCUUUGUUGAAAGUGGCACCCUCUCCUCGUCUCCCUCUCUGUCUCGAUCUUUCUCUUGCUACUCACAAACAUAUGGUACUUUUUGUGGCUGAUCGACUAUUUCUAGCCGUCAUUACUUGAUUUCAGCGACAAUAGAUUAGCUUUGUCUCCCAUUUGUGAGGAGAUUGUUACAAAUGACUACUUAAAAUAUAGCUGCUCAACUAAUUCAUUACACAAGAACUUCUAUUCAGAUUUUUGUCUUUGUGUUUGUGUGCUUUAGAGAAAGGAAGCAAAUAUCACUUGCAAAAAGCUCUAGCUAACAGUUUCAUGUAUCAAAAGCUGGCUUAAGAGAUGAACAGAUAAAUUUGAUCAAAGAUUUGGAAAGGAAAGAGACGGAGUACAAGGACGGAGUUCAAGAGACUGAGAAAAAACAAGAUAUGUGUAGAUGAUAAAUUUGCCAACAACAUUUCCACUAGACAUGAGACUAAGGAACAUGAAUCAUUAUUUGUUACUAUUAACUAAAGUUUUAGAAUUUGUAUUGAUGCUCAAUAUUAUUACGCUUUGGUCUUAUGAGUAAUUAAAGAGUAUUGGUGUAUCUAUUGUUACUUUUAUCAUGAAAUAUGUACUGAUUUGUUGAAAAAAUUAUCGCAAUAGGGUGGGUAUAAAAUAAAAUAAAUAAAAUGAAAAAUCUGUAUAAAAUAGUGGCGGAUUCAUUCUGCCACUAAAUAGUAUUAUAUAGUGGCGGAAUAGUGGCGGAAACAAGUUCCGCCACUAAUAAUGGCUCACCCAAAUCCGCCACUAUUUUAAACUUUUAGUGGCGGAAUUGCUCUGGCGGACUAUUUUCCGUGGCUAAUCCGCCACUACAUUUCUGUGGCGGAAAAUAUUCCGCCACUGAUAUUUUAGCGGCGAUUAUAUUGCCGCGGCUAUGUUCCGCCACUAACUCGUUUAGUCACGGAAAAAUCACUAUUUAGUGUUUAUAAUAAAAAAAAAAUUUAUCUUCAAAAUUAAAAAUGUUUUACUAGUAUAUUAGUCAAAUGUAUUUAGAUAGUCAAAGUUUUCAAAUUUAAGUAACACAUGUCAUCUUAUCUAUAUAUCUUAACAUUACAUUUGUUAGAAUUGUCAAUGGCGGCCUUGAGAUUUUAUUUUUCUUCUAAAUCUUCAAAACUAUUAAUUUUAAAGUACUAUUAGUUCUUUAUUAAGUAAUCUAUACUUUUCAGACUGGAGACCUGCCAAUAUUUUCUUUAUAUAAUUAUUUUAUAACACGAAAAUAUUAAUCGUGAAAAUGACUACAUAUAUUUUUUUUGUUAAAGUAUACUCCUCCGUACUAUAUUGUCGCGAAACAAAUUCAAGUACCCCAAUUAUUGUUAAAUUUUCCCAAAUUUCCACGUGGAAUUCGACAUUUCUUCAAAAAGUUGGCGCUGAAACCUGACAAUGGCGAUUUGUGCUGACAGAGGAGGCUGCCCCAGCGACUAUGUUGCCGUCUCCGUCGCUAUACUCUCUGUAAUCCUGCUUCUUGCAAAGGCUGGUGUGCCCUAUCUAAUUCAUAAGAUCCCGAGACCUAAAGGCAGUGGCUUUUGGCUUGUAGCAAUGCAAGUUAUUGCCAGUUUCAACCUUUUACUAUCGAUUGUGAUGGCCCUUGGUUUUUUGAGGUUCAGAAGGAAGCAUUGGUGGAGUUCUUGCUAUAUAUGGGCUGUUUGGGUCGAAGGUCCAUUAGGAUUUGGCUUGCUGUUGAGUUGCCGUAUUGUACAAGCAUUUCAACUGUAUAACUUAUUUGUUAAGAGACGUUUGCCACCCAUCCGGUCGUUUAUAUUUCUUUCACUGGUUCUCUUUCCCUGGAUUGUGGGUUCGGCAAUUAUUCAAAUCACCCAGCCUCUAAACCACCGUUGCCACAUGAAAACUUAUUGGAUCAUCCCAGUUAUUUCUGUUCACGCUCUGUAUAUUGCUGCUUUGGUUGGAUUUACUGGAGCAAUUCAGCAUAUCGAGUUUAGAUUUCAUGAACUCAAGGACCUCUGGCGAGGAAUUCUCGUCUCAGCUUGUUGCAUCGGAGUAUGGGUGGUCGCUUACACUCUGAACGAGAUCUAUGAAGAUAAUGCAUUGGUCCAAAUCAUUUCAAGAUCUGUAUUACUAAUCAUGACAAGUUUCCUUCUACUGGCAUUCUUCUCUAUGUCAAUAUCACAACCACUUGCCUCACUUUUGAGCUCGAUGAAAAACGACCAACAGGAUUACACCAUGAUGGGCCGGGCCCUCGGCAUUCCUGACAGUGGUCUUUUAGUACAACAGGAAUCAACACAGUCGAUAAAUCCUAACGAUCCUUUGGAUAAGCUUCUUGAAAACAGAAGAUUCCGUCAGUCAUUUGUUAAGUUUGCAGAUAGCUGUUUGGCAGGGGAAAGUGUCCAUUUCUACGAGGAGCUGCUGCAGCUCGACAAAAUCCCAGUUGACGAUCAUGUCAGGAGAAUCUAUAUGGCACGCCACAUUAUUGACACGUAUAUCACUCCCGGUGCAACAAUGGAGGUGAACAUAUCUCAUCGUUGUAGGCAAGAGAUCCUAUCAACUCCAGAUUUGGCACACCCGGACCUCUUCAAGAAUGCGUUGAUUGAGUUGAUUCAGUUGAUGAAAAUGAAUUUGGCCAAUGAUUAUUGGUCAUCGACUUUCUUCAUAAAACUGAAAGAAGAGGAGAUGGUGAAAACAGCCGACUAUGAGCAAGAACAGAGCAGUUGGAACUCCUCGCACCGGCUGAGCUCAGUGCAUUGUGCUGAUGACCCUUUCCACCAAGAACACAGUCCCUGCAAGUUGAGUUCGAGUAGCCUUGAACUAGAGCUGCAGUGACCAUCCGCCUUCCUAAAUCACACGCAUAACACGAGCACUUUCUAGGUCUGGGAUGAGGUCGGCUGCUUCCUGUGGAUAGCAGCUAACAUGACAUGGCAGAAAUUGGAGACGGGGGCACUUCUGCUUCCAUAUUCGAGAUGUAUGUUCUUCUUUACCUGCUAAAAUUUUUGGUGUUCAAUUAUAUAUGGAGUAGAAUAUGAGUUUAGCAGCUUUUUCUUGGAAAUUAAUGUUUAGUGUAUUUGUUAGGCAUUUACAUUUUAUAGUAAAGGAGGAAGGAAACCAGUAAGUGUUGGUAGAUUUCUAGGUUUCAAGUUUCUUCCUUUUUUUUGUCUGGAUGAACAUAAAAGGCUGCUUCACGGUUAUGUAACCUUAUGUAAAUGUCUUAGUCUCUAUUAGGAAAUGAUAAUUUACUGUCACA